UUGGUGCUCACUCCGCUUGAACUGUGUUAGCACAAACUUGUGAGCACCAAAUCCCCUCUCUCUAGGAGGAGCAUAUCCCAAUUCCAUUUAAGAACUGCAUCAGGGGGGUCGGAUUCGGACCAAUUCAAAAAUUUUAAAGUUUUUGACAAAUAACAAAUACUCAAGCAGCUCAACCGAAGCCUGCCCUUGCUUUGUAUUGGAAAAUUUUCCUUACGCCUCUACUCUCUUGAGUCUCUGUCCACCACCGCACGGUACAUCACCAUCAGCAGUCUCCCCGCCGGUCACCGUGAGCCCCCACCAUCGGCUUCCCCUCUCUCUGUAGUCCCUUUCUCUUUUCUUCCGCUACGAAUUCGGUCAUCAACCACGUCUGGCAACAACAGUACAGUUAUCAGGUGUACUUGUUACUCCAUCAAAUGGACCAAGAAAGUCAAAAUCCUCCUCCAGGAUUGAGACACUUGAAUUUGAAGAAGUCAUUUAAGUUGGGCAUACGUUCUUUGCUCACAGCAUGUUCUAAGGAGGAUUUCUCCAAGGCAUUUUCGAUGUUCAACAAUGCUGAGCAAGAAGGUCUUCAUCGGCUAUUUCUUCAGGUCAUCACUUCAAUGCAUGAAAAUAUAGAGGAACAGUUCGAGUCUAUAUGUCGUGAGACAGAGGUGGGCACCAUUCUUGAUAUAGUAGAGCAAUUUGUCGAAGAACAAACCCUUGACACUUUAUCUACAGAUAAGACAAAUAUAGAUGUUGUCGAACAAGAGCUGUCAAGGGCAAAGAAGGAUGAGAUCCAGUAUUUGACUAGCAUGCUGGACACAGCUAUGGAACAUAAUCGCCUCAUCAAAGCUCGUAUUGAAUCCCUUAAGGAAAGACAAGACUUGUCAACUAUUGAAGAUACUGUUGGGAAGUUGAGAAGUUGGAAUUGCAACUAUGGCCAGAUAUAGCAAUAGGCUGAACGAAUGAUCGUAAUGUAUCAUAUAAACUUUCCAUUUAGAACAUCCAAUGCUAUGACAUCCUGCUGGUGUAUAUCUAUGCAGUUUAGUCUUUGUUUUAUUUUAUGAAUUUUAGUUAUUUGGUGUAUUUAUUUUGUACUAUGAUGUUCUGCACGUAAACUCGCAUAAACAUUUUUUUUGUCGAGUUCUAGUCAUUUUAGCAUGUAUUCACCUUUUUUUUAACUUUAGAGCGUUUGGCUCAGGCUAAAUUGGAAAUGGAUUAGAUUAAUAUUGAGGGACAAUUCUAUAA
Nelumbo nucifera (sacred lotus) is the source of this 1227-nucleotide messenger RNA. Its product is annotated as embryo defective 3006. Lineage: Eukaryota; Viridiplantae; Streptophyta; Magnoliopsida; Proteales; Nelumbonaceae. The record is from RefSeq and is a predicted model, not a curated record. Gene Ontology annotation, biological process: chromosome segregation. Gene Ontology annotation, cellular component: MIS12/MIND type complex.